AUGGCCUACGAAACUCUGCUGAACAGCACGUACAGUCCUGUAUACGUGAAAAAAACCUACACCCCAUCGAAGGCCGUGAAGAAAAUCUUCAAAAUGGCCUGCAAACUACUAAAGGCCUCGUCCACCACUUCCAAGGGGCACAGGGAGCUCAAAAACACCAGCCUGCCAGCCCACGAGGAGAAUUCCUCGCAAAUAGAAUGCCUCGUACUUAGCGAAGAAGAAUUACAGAACUCCCAAAACGAAGAGUUGGAGGCAGCGGCGACAGCUCAACUUUUGCAACUGUGA
This is a messenger RNA of Drosophila persimilis, 285 nucleotides long. RefSeq lists its product as uncharacterized. The coding region runs from base 1 to 285 and encodes 94 amino acids. The transcript has a single exon. The record is from RefSeq and is a predicted model, not a curated record. Lineage: Eukaryota; Metazoa; Arthropoda; Insecta; Diptera; Drosophilidae.